This is a messenger RNA of Leptidea sinapis, 1131 nucleotides long. RefSeq lists its product as uncharacterized. Bases 478 to 1068 code for a protein of 196 amino acids. The transcript has 4 exons. NCBI's taxonomy places the organism in Eukaryota, Metazoa, Arthropoda, Insecta, Lepidoptera, Pieridae. The record is from RefSeq and is a predicted model, not a curated record.
UGUGUGGUGUUUCCGGGACGAUACGACAUGGGUACCUUCAAAAAAAGCGCGUACACCUUCCUUAAAGGCCGGCAACGCUCUUGUGAUUCCUCUGGUGUUGCAAGAGAAUGUGAUCACUUAACACCAGGUACCAGACCCGUACGCUCUCUUGACCUAUUCCAUAAAAAAAAAUUGUAAGCGUGAAUUUAUUUACAUUUCAGCCUCAUUAUGCUACGAUUAUUUUUUAUUCGUUAUUUUUAAAAUUAAAAAUAAUCAAGUACCUACAGGAAUUUUUAAAAUUGUAUUAUUACAAAAAUCAUUUAUGUUCAGUUUAUAUGUAUACUUCAUCUUUUCUAAAGUUGAGUAAAUAGGAACUCUUUGAGAAUCCAGUUUGAACAUAGAUACUAAUACAAAUAUUGUCGCUAAGCAACAGUUUCCAUAGAUUCUAACAAAUAUUUACAAAGACGAAUUCCAAGAAAUAAGUAUUUUUAAUUCAAAAUGAUGGAACAAAGUACUUCCAAUGAAGAAGUCCAAGCUGAUAUGCCUGAACCAGCAGGAGAGGAAACUGAAAUAAAACUGCGGCCACUGGAACGUAUCAAGUUACAUCCGAAAGUCCCAAUAGAACCUUCUGCGUACGGGAAGGGCAAAGGCUACAGUAGACCCUGGAUAUUACAGGAUGGACGUGAAGUACCUACUAAAGGAAGUGAAAUGCGAGAUAAUUACCGAACUCCUAAGAAGCCUCCUCACUUAGAAGGCAUUCGAAAACGUAUGCUCAAAGAUUUCUUCUGGGAGCAGAUGUUGGAUGAAGUCAUCGACGAACUGGCGACUUCGCAACCAGUAGAAGACUACUAUUCGGAAUACGACUCUAAUUACGUGAGAGAAAACUUUGAGCCGAGAAAUUUAGAGCAUACAGUGGAUAGAACAAUGCACUUGAAGUAUCCCUUGUAUGGUACAGGCUCUAGCGCCGUCACCUAUUACAGUGAAACCAUCAAGAAGACUGGACCCGGUGAAAUAUUGGAAAAGUUUCGCCGAUGUCAGUACUUUACUAAACCGAUGGAAGAAAGACUAGACAACGGAUGGGUCUUGUGAAUUUAUAACAAUAUCGCAGUUUUUUGUUUCUUGAAAUAAAAUCUUUUUUAGUAUAUUUUUUAA